AUGGAAGAGCAGUCGAAGCCCGGCAAACUGAAUGUUCUGAUCGGUACCUCGGGAAGUGUGGCCACUAUCAAGCUUCCAACGAUAGUUCAAGAACUUUCGAAGUAUGAGAUGUUAGAAGUCCAGGUAGUCACAACGCCAUCAGCGCUUCACUUCUUUGAACCCAGUCAACUCGUUACUGCUAAGGGUGAACCAGUCAAGGUCUGGACUGAUGAGGAAGAGUGGCAGAGUUGGAAGAAAAUUCCGGAUCCGAUUGUUCAUAUUGAGCUCAGAAGAUGGGCAGAUGUCAUUCUAGUUUGCCCAUGCUCAGCAAACACUUUGGCCAAAAUCUCCAACGGCUUGUGUGAUAACUUAUUGACCAGUUUGAUAAGGGCGACCAACCCGAAAGAUACGCCAGUCAUCAUUUUUCCAUCCAUGAAUACUCUGAUGUAUGAGCACCCAUUAACCCGAAAGCAAAUCAAGAUAGUAGCCGAAGAGAUUGGAAUUGAAGUCAACGGACCCAUCUCAAAAACUUUGGCUUGUGGAGAUAAAGGGCUUGGUGCUAUGACCGAAUGGAGAGAUAUUGUAGAUCUGGUAGUCACUCGGUUCCUGACUAAGAAAAUGUCAAUCGGCAACACUUGUGAAAAUCUUGUGGAAAGCUGUCGAGGGCAGCGUCAAUAA
This is a messenger RNA of Puccinia triticina, 657 nucleotides long. RefSeq lists its product as uncharacterized. The coding region runs from base 1 to 657 and encodes 218 amino acids. Gene Ontology annotation, biological process: coenzyme A biosynthetic process. NCBI's taxonomy places the organism in Eukaryota, Fungi, Basidiomycota, Pucciniomycetes, Pucciniales, Pucciniaceae. Gene Ontology annotation, molecular function: FMN binding; phosphopantothenoylcysteine decarboxylase activity. The transcript is spliced from 7 exons. Gene Ontology annotation, cellular component: phosphopantothenoylcysteine decarboxylase complex. The record is from RefSeq and is a predicted model, not a curated record.